This is a messenger RNA of Dendronephthya gigantea, 2817 nucleotides long. RefSeq names its product O-phosphoseryl-tRNA(Sec) selenium transferase-like. The transcript is spliced from 12 exons. NCBI's taxonomy places the organism in Eukaryota, Metazoa, Cnidaria, Anthozoa, Malacalcyonacea, Nephtheidae. The record is from RefSeq and is a predicted model, not a curated record. Bases 110 to 1579 code for a protein of 489 amino acids. Gene Ontology annotation, biological process: selenocysteine incorporation; conversion of seryl-tRNAsec to selenocys-tRNAsec. Gene Ontology annotation, molecular function: O-phosphoseryl-tRNA(Sec) selenium transferase activity; tRNA binding.
UCUAGAUCAUCGAUCGAUGUGCAAAUUCUCCCUACAGUGAGACAACAAAGCUUGGUCAAUUGAAAUUAAGUUUUAGGUAGCUUCUCAAAAUGCGUUCAAGUUUUUGAAGAUGAAUGCCGAAAAUUACAAAUUGUGCGAAAAGCUUAUUCCUCGUAGUUAUGUCCGGCAAGGGGAGAACGCGAAAAAAAGCCAGGAAAAGAAGAUUAGGACAUUACUUGAACAUCAUAAGCUGCCAGAAGAUGGAUGGGAUGAGUUGACCAUUGAUCUUCUGUUGAAAGAAUUAUCAAUUAUGGACAGCAACAAUUUUCAAGGUAAUGUUGGUGCUGGUGAAAGAGAAGGACGAGUAGCAAGUAGUUUGGUGUCACGAAGACAUUACGGUUUUAGUCAUGGCGUGGGUCGUUCUGGUGACAUCACCGCUGUUCAACCUAAGGCUGCAGGCUCAUCUUUGAUACUAAAAUUGACUUCUGCGAUGGCAUUGGACGUUAUUAAGUUGACAGGUGUCCGAAGCGCUACGUCAUGUUUGGUUUUACCGGUAGCAACGGGUAUGAGUAUUGUGAUGACGUUGUUGGCACUUCGUCCCAUGAGACCAGGAGCGAAAUACGUGCUGUGGCCAAGGAUUGAUCAAAAAUCGUGUUUUAAGUCCAUCGUUACCGCUGGAUUCACUCCAGUAGUAAUUGAGAACGUUUUGGAAGGGGAUGAACUACGGACGAAUGUUUUGGAGAUAGAAAAUCAAAUCGAGGAAUUGGGUGCUGAAAAUAUUGUUUGCAUUAUGACAACCACAAGUUGCUUCGCUCCCAGAGUGCCUGACAGACUGGAGGAUGUUGCUAAGAUAUGCGAGGGCAAGAAUAUUCCUCAUAUUGUGAAUAAUGCUUAUGGGGUCCAAUCGACAAAGUGCAUGCACCUAAUACAAGAGGCAGCAAGGGUGGGUCGUGUCGAUGCCUUCAUUCAAAGUUUAGACAAAAAUUUCAUGGUCCCUGUUGGUGGCGCUAUCGUUGCUGGUUUUCAGGAGGCUUUUAUCGAUGAAAUCGGGAAAACCUAUCCGGGUCGGGCCUCCGCGUCACCGUGUUUAGAUCUUUUCAUAACAUUAUUAAGCCUUGGUUCAAAAGGAUAUAAGAAACUGAUGUCGGAAAGAAAGGACGUCUACAACUACUUGGCCGAAGGUCUUAAGAAAUUAGCUGAAAAGCACGGGCAGAAGUUACUGAACACAAAACACAACCCUAUAUCAUUAGCAAUGUCACUCCAGGAAGUCGAAGGAGGUCUUCGUGCUACGGGUGAUGACGGUAUGACUCAGCUGGGGUCAAUGUUAUUUACAAGAUGUGUUUCCGGUGCAAGGGUUGUUCCUCCAAACGCGACGAAGGACAUCAAUGGUUUCAAAUUUAACGGGUGGGGCGCACACACGAAUAACUACCCAUGCGCGUACAUGACAGCUGCGGCUGCCCUGGGCAUGAGUAAAGAUGACGUGGACACAUUCCUAAAGAGACUCGAGAAAUGUUUGUGUAAGUAUUUAAACCAAAUUAAUCCCCCUCUACCGAUUGCGGAGACGAAGGAAGACGAGAGGAAUGGCUUGCCAGAAAAUUAGGAUGGUUUUUGUACCGACAAAUGGUAUUGCUGUGGAAUCCUAAACCCGCCUUUUUUACUGGCGUAAACACCGGCCAAUAUAGUAAAUUAUAUGAUGUGAUGUGAUGGACUAAGCUAUCGAGGUCAUAAGGUCCGUUUAAGGCCCUGUUACACGGUGCGAAUUUGCCUGCAACUUGCAAUGCAAUGCUACUUUUAAGAGAUGCAACCUUGGCAACUACGAAACUUUUGUGCUUAUUUUGCACUCCGUUGGAGGAUGUUUCUUAUACUUACAUUCUAAUGACUCUUUACUAUAAUUUACAUCUUUUAGCAGUAGAAUUGCAAUCAUUUAACAGUAGAAUAGUGCCCACAUAGAAUCGCACGUCUGGCACGUGUUAACGGCCCCACAGAACGUCGUCACCUUGCUCACGUCAUUUGGUCCUCGCAUCGAUGAAAAUUACCGCAUAUCGUUCGUUUCGUGUGCGAAUGAUAUGUUCCAAUUUUUUUUAUAUAUUUUUAUGUUUUGUUAAUCAGCGCUUUAUUAAAGUCGUACGAAGUCAAAAGAUGUGAUUUUUGAAGACAUCAGAGGCUAUCCACGGGUUAGUGCUAAUUGAAAUCGCUCUAAAAUUGCCCUAGCUUGGCAUAAUCUAGAUUAAACCUUGCUAUCAUUAAGGUGUAGUGUUUGUGUUUAUUAAUUGUGUCGCAACCACGCGUGAAGCCCGUUUUCCAUAACGAGCAGAUAAAAAGUAGAAAGCCAUUCUACUUUUUCGUAGCGAAUAAGGUGGCAUAGUGAAAAACACAGGCCAAAAAACAUCACUAUCCAGUGGAUAGCGUUACCACAACACAGUCUUCGUACAACCAUGUUGUCCCAGAAAUAUAUUUGGUCAUGAAGGCUUGAAUUUCCACAAUCUGCUAUGACGUAAAGACCUUUAUGACGUGAGCAAUGUCGAGGACAAUUAUAUAGCCCUUGAUAAAAACGCCUCUCGGCAACUAGUAUCUGCUAGUAAUGAAGAAGAAAGCUCUUCCUGGUAAUCGUUUAUGGAUUGCGGCACCGGGAACUAGGCUCAAAGCCAGUGUUCUAUCGUAGAAUAGGAUUGUUAUAUGUACAAUAGUUACCCGUUUGAAAGAUGAAAUGAAUUGCCGUGACAAAAUCCUGUAGAGGAUGAUAGAGUACGAAAAAAACGACAUUAAAACCAAAGGCCCGUCCAAAUGGUACAUGCAUAUCUCUUGGAAAAGUGCGUAUUGCAAAUUUCAAACCUCUAU